Messenger RNA from Quercus robur (English oak), 1238 nucleotides. RefSeq names its product ADP-ribosylation factor-like protein 8c. The record is from RefSeq and is a predicted model, not a curated record. Gene Ontology annotation, molecular function: GTPase activity; GTP binding. Gene Ontology annotation, biological process: protein transport. The transcript has 6 exons. NCBI's taxonomy places the organism in Eukaryota, Viridiplantae, Streptophyta, Magnoliopsida, Fagales, Fagaceae. The coding region runs from base 297 to 851 and encodes 184 amino acids.
AGUCCAAGUUCAAUUCACACUGUCGCCACUUUCCCGCAUUGUACAGUAGGUUUCUAGAUUUUACCCCCCACGUUUGGAUAUAGUUAUGGUGGACAACAGUCAAUCACUUAUCACAACCAAAGUACCUGAAAACAGACAAAGUUUUUUUGCGUAAAAUACAGAUUCCUUUGUUGGCCCAAGAAGUUUCCUUCCUUCCUUUCUUUCACUACUUCGUCUCAUUCCUUAGCUUUCUUGUCUUAUAAAAAUCUUGGAUUCUGCUUGCUGGUUCCAUUGCGCCAAAACUCACGUAUUUCGAAAUGGGUCUCUGGGAUUCCCUUCUCAAUUGGCUCCGGAGCUUAUUCUAUAAACAAGAAAUGGAACUUUCCCUUGUUGGCCUUCAGAAUGCAGGAAAGACAUCUCUUGUUAAUGCCAUUGCUACAGGGGGCUACAGUGAGGACAUGAUUCCAACUGUUGGAUUCAAUAUGCGGAAAGUUACAAAGGGGAAUGUGACAAUCAAGCUUUGGGACCUUGGAGGGCAAAGGAGGUUUCGGACAAUGUGGGAGCGUUAUUGCCGUGGUGUUUCUGCAAUUUUAUACAUAGUUGAUGCUGCCGAUAGAGACAGCGUUCCCAUAUCUCGAAGUGAGCUGCAUGACCUCUUGAUGAAACCUUCAUUGACCGGAAUUCCUUUGCUUAUUCUUGGCAACAAAAUUGACAAGUCCGAAGCUCUUACCAAGCAAGCUUUGAUGGAUCAGCUAGGCCUUGAAUCAAUUAAAGACAGAGAGGUGUGCUGCUAUAUGAUCUCAUGCAAGGAUUCCAUAAACAUAGAUGUUGUCAUUGAUUGGCUUAUCAAGCACUCAAAAACAGCAAAAUGAUCCAUGAUUUGACUUCUUUUUGGUGUUUCAUUGAAGAAUGAUCAAGGUCGGAGAAGCAAGAUUGGUGAUAUACACCCUGGUCAAAUCUGUCGUCCCUCAUUUAGUUGUGGUAAUAAGUGCUUUGUAUAGUGCUUUGACAAUUGAAGCUAGUUUUCCAUGGAUUAUCUGUUUUCGUUUAUAUUUGUACUGUUCCUUUCAUAUAUUUCUGAAUUUUGUCAAGUAUAGGCAGUGACAUUAACCUGAUUAGCAGAUGUUUGGGUUUCUAUGUGCGUGUGUGAAAUUCAAUUCCGUCUAAAUCUUUGCUGCCAGCUCCAAUCACCAUAUUGACUUUUAAGUUUUACUAUUGAACUCUUUAUAAUGAAAGGAAUCGUGUAAAAAUGAUGUACA